AGGAGCUGAAGAGGAGCUUUAGGCCUCCCAAAUGAUCUCCCGAAGUCCCGCCAGGAGAAGGGGUUGAUUCGGAAGCAAAAAGGAGAGGUCAUUAGCAUUCGUGGUUUGCAUGCUUCCCCGGGGAGGCAUACGCGUGCAGACGUGAUUGUGCAAGCUAACGUACACAUACAGGCAUAACUCAAAUCACACUUCGAACUAUGGUCGUUAGGGCCAGUGUUUAUCGAGUACAGCUGGAACGAAUCCCACCCGUGGGAUCCAAAAGCUGCAAACCUUACACGCCGGCGUUGCACUCCCGCCAAAAGUAUGUAAUAUUACGACACCCAAGACCACACUUCCAGGCUGCCGGCUCCUAUGGCCUUGCACCAGAUAUUUGGCGGAUCAUAUAUCCCCCUAGGCGAUGGCGGUCAAUAGGUCAUGGUCGGCGGAGAGUUGCCAGGUUGACUGUCCCCAUCGUGCACUCAACAUGUACCCCGCUGCCUUUUACCUCCCGCUUACCCUUGCCUUCGUGGUUUCUUCUCUUGUCGCCAGAGCAGAGACCCGAGGCCUGCCUCACUAUCUUGCUUCCUCUGCGCUUUCCCGUCGUGGCGGCACCGUUUCGGUACCGAGUAUCGACAAUUUCGUCGUCGGUAGCAUCAUUGGCGAGCCCCCGAGGACGAGGUACUUUGACUUCGUCGUCUCCCAAAUGGACGGCGCGCCGGAUGGUUUCACGAAGAGCAUGCUCGUCGUCAACGGACUGUACCCUGGUCCGACCAUCGAGGCCAACCAAGGAGACCGCAUUGUUGUGAAUGUUACCAACUAUCUCUCAACCAGGACAACGAUUCACUGGCAUGGCUUGUACCAAAAUGGCACCAACUACUACGACGGCACAGCGUCUGUUACAGAAUGCGGCAUCCCACCGGGCGAGUUCCUUACCUACAACUUCUCGGUUGCGGACUUCUCAGGAACUACUUGGUGGCAAACUUUUCAUAUAGACGACACGCAGUACACGGAUGGUGCCACAGGCGCGUUCAUCGUCCAUCCGUCGUCCUACCCUUCCAACUUCCCCACCUGGGACGAAGAUAUUGUCGUCGAGCUGACUGAUGUAUACCACACGUUCAGCAGCGAUAUUGCCUCCGCGUAUCUCACAGGCAAAGGCAACAAGCUGCAGGGACUUGCUCUCGAAAUUCCGGAUAGCGGGGCGAUCAACGGAGUUGGCCAGUAUGAUAGUAGCAAAAAACAUCACGACUUCAAUCUGCAGCCUAACAAGACAUACCGCCUGCGCUUAAUCCACACCGGCUCCGCCACGGAGAUCAGCUUCUCCAUCGACUACCAUGCUCUGACCGUCAUCGAGGCCGACAGCACACUCACGGAGCCCUACACCGUCUCGAACCUCACACUGAGCGUCGCGCAGCGCUACUCGGUGCUAAUCACUACGGACCAGACGGCUGAGCCCCAGGGCAACUACUGGAUCCGCGCCGGGCUCGACAGCGUGAUCAAGGUCCCGGGUACUAACACCGAGGUCCGUGGGGUCGUCAGGUAUGGCAGCAGUACCAAGAAUCCGACCACCGCGGCAGAUCCUGGCGUGCCGAACUUUGACCUCUCCGCCCUCGAUGUCUCGAAGCUCGCCCCCGCUGUCGUUUUGACGCCGCCGACUGCUACCAGGUUCCACACUCUCAGCUUCAGCAUCAAUGUGACUAGCAGCAAUGGAACGAUCUCUUUCAUUAACGGCGUAAGCUGGCAGCCGCUUGUGAGCACGUCGACGUUGAUGCAAGUUGUGGGUGCCGCAAAGAACGGCUCGUUCUAUGCCCCUGCAGGUCACAGCGUGCAGCUGCACAAUCAGUAUAUUAUCACCGAAGACUCCAUCGAAGUCGUGGACCUGCUAUUGGUGAACGAAGGCCCCGGAGACCAUUCGUUUCACCUUCAUGGUCAUACCCCGUACAUCAUGGGUUCCGGUACGGGCAAGUACAACGGCACCGGGCUCAAUACCGUGAACCCCAUAACUCGAGACACAUAUAUCGUUCCCAGCAGCGGAUGGCUCCUCGUACGUUUUGUUACAGACAAUCCUGGAAUCUGGACUGUCCAUUGCCACAUCGCCUGGCACAUGGCCGCCGGUCUGUUGAUGCAGUUUAACAGUUUACCGUCCAAGUCGGCGGAGUUCGACAUCCCGCAGGACAUUCUUCGACAGUGUAGCGUCUAAGUGACGCCCUCUGAUUUGUUAGGCAGCCGUGGAUACGAGCUUCAUUCAAAUGGGGACUUGAUUUGAACAGGAACGGACAGCCUUUUACUUGGUUGCAUGAUGCAUGUAGAAUGCAUCGAUUAUCCUCUUUCUUUUUCCCUCCCUCCUUAGUUAGCUAUAGCUGAUGAUGCGUUACUGCCGCAUCCCCCUGCUCCUCUCUGUCAUCUGGACUUUGGACAUUAACCAGAUCUCGCAUACACGCUAUGCUCGAG
This is a messenger RNA of Phanerochaete carnosa HHB-10118-sp, 2427 nucleotides long. RefSeq lists its product as uncharacterized. The transcript is spliced from 17 exons. The record is from RefSeq and is a predicted model, not a curated record. NCBI's taxonomy places the organism in Eukaryota, Fungi, Basidiomycota, Agaricomycetes, Polyporales, Phanerochaetaceae. Gene Ontology annotation, molecular function: oxidoreductase activity; copper ion binding. Bases 398 to 2176 code for a protein of 592 amino acids.